Molecule: messenger RNA, 3146 nt
Organism: Vicugna pacos (alpaca)
Lineage: Eukaryota; Metazoa; Chordata; Mammalia; Artiodactyla; Camelidae
Gene: EGLN1
Product: egl-9 family hypoxia inducible factor 1
Biological process (GO): cellular response to hypoxia; peptidyl-proline hydroxylation to 4-hydroxy-L-proline
Cellular component (GO): cytoplasm; nucleus
Molecular function (GO): L-ascorbic acid binding; peptidyl-proline 4-dioxygenase activity; ferrous iron binding
Source: RefSeq, a predicted model, not a curated record
AAGCUGGCGCUGGAGUACAUCGUGCCGUGCAUGAACAAGCACGGCAUCUGCGUGGUGGACGACUUCUUGGGCAAGGAGACCGGGCAGCAGAUCGGCGACGAGGUGCGCGCCCUGCACGACACGGGCAAGUUCACGGACGGGCAGCUGGUCAGCCAGAAGAGCGACUCGUCCAAGGACAUCCGAGGCGAUAAGAUCACCUGGAUCGAGGGCAAGGAGCCCGGCUGCGAAACCAUCGGGCUGCUCAUGAGCAGCAUGGACGACCUGAUCCGCCACUGUAACGGGAAGCUGGGCAACUACAAAAUCAAUGGCCGGACGAAAGCUAUGGUUGCUUGUUAUCCAGGCAAUGGAACGGGUUAUGUACGUCAUGUCGAUAAUCCAAAUGGAGACGGAAGAUGUGUGACGUGUAUAUAUUAUCUUAAUAAAGACUGGGAUGCCAAGGUAAGUGGAGGUAUACUUCGAAUUUUUCCAGAAGGCAAAGCCCAGUUUGCUGACAUUGAACCCAAAUUCGAUAGACUGCUGUUUUUCUGGUCUGACCGUCGCAACCCCCAUGAAGUACAGCCGGCAUAUGCUACAAGGUACGCAAUAACUGUUUGGUAUUUUGAUGCAGAUGAGAGAGCGCGAGCUAAAGUAAAAUACCUAACAGGUGAAAAAGGUGUGAGGGUUGAGCUCAAUAAACCUUCAGAUUCACUCAGUAAAGACGUCUUGUAGAGCCUUCGAGCCAGCGAUGCCCCACCUCACCUACAGCAGGUGUCGCCGCUGUGAACUCGUGAGCACCAGUAAAGGAUAAAGGAAAACAGCCCGCCAGUGGACAUUUUCAUAAGGAAACAGAAACAACUUUUUUGUAUCGCAUCAAAACGAAGAUUUCGACUGUGUGGGCCUGUACUGCAUGACGGCCUCCACACCUGUGACUGCUUAUGGGCGGAUAUAAGUUAUCAGCUGACAGUGGUAUUUACAUCUGGACGUGACAUAAGUGCCCUGGGUAGAGUUUUUUCAUUCUUAUAUUUUGCCAGAUCUGUCAUCUAGCUGAGUUCACGUCAUCUCUCCCUUUUUUAUAUAGUCAAGUUUGAAUUUGAAGUAAUUUUUGUAUGAUCAGGUACAAUUUAUCAAAACUGAAUUGAGAAAAAAAAAUUACAGUAUUAUUCCCCAAAAUAGCAUCGAUCUAUUUUUGUAAACCUCUUCAUACUAUUAAAUUUUGCCCUAAAAGACCUCUUCUAAUGAUUGUUGCCAGUGACUGAUGAUUCCUUUAAUUUCCUUUUUACUUAAAAUAAGAAAAGGAGCACUUUAAUCAGCAACUGAAAAAUCAGACUGUUUCGUAGCCCGUCCUGCACUAAUCUGAACUCUUAGAAAUUGCUGCUGCCGUUUUGGACAUUGUUAAUCAUGAAACGUAACAGUAAAACCAUCACCAUUUACUACCAGUAACUUUCAUUUCAUGUUUUAUAAGGAAAAAUGCACAGUAAAAAGGUUUUAUCUUUUAAGUUACAUUAAGAAAAAAACAACUAAAGUGGCUGGCACUCAGUGAACUUGAGGUUGUCCUCAGCGUCAAGUUCCCAAGAGAAAGGGCUUGCUUUCGCUUUCAGACAGAUCCUGUAGACUAGACGAUCCUGCCCCCGCUCCUGAGCCUGUUCCCUUUGCUUCCCGUCAAGGUGGUCAUCCUUUCAGUUGUGCUGUUUCGUUCCCUUCCUCCUCGCCUGUCUGACGUGCAGGUCGGAACCCCGUCCCGGAGGUGGGGAGAUGGUGCGUGUGUCGCGGCCGGACUGCGUCACUGCACACGUGGCGUCGGGGCCGCCUCGGGCCGCCGCCCCCCACGCGCGAUGCUGGUCUCCUUAUCAGUCCCGAGAGUUGUAUGUUUCCCUUGAAAAAACCAGAAGCGACAAACCGGAAGAUUUAAUUUUUACGUUUUUAGAAGUCUUCUUUAUUACUUUUCAGAGCAAGAGGGACUAUUAGAAGAAUCCCACCAGGCCUCUAAGACUCCUGUUACUUAACAUUUGAACUGGGACGAGUGUCUCCCACGUCUGUCUCCUGGGCUCUUCGGGAAAGCCUGAAGGGUGGUCCCCACAGUUUGCAUGAAUUAGGGUGUGAGACCUUGCCCACUUCGGCUUUCUGUCUCUGUCCUUGAUCUCCUUUGCCAAAAUAAUGUGAGUGUACAGAAAUCUUUCUGUAUGUUUCGGUUUAUGACAGUUUUAGCAUCCGUAUAGUUUGUAUUCAAUUAGAGACCUUUUCUAUGGAAAGCUCAGUAAUCUUUAUUAAAAGAUUGCUAUUGUUCAUGUAAAACAUGAAAACCAGUUGUUGGAUGAGCUGACAGUGUGGACUUUGGGAGUAAACCAUUCAGUGCUGUGAUCUCGCCUAGGAGAAACCUGCAGAAGGAAGGUACAGCUGACUUGUUUUCCUUGCCCAUGUUCAGUUCUGUUCCACGUCAUCUCCUUGUCCCCGGUGGUACCACGUAACGUUUCUACAGUAAGUGCCUCUCCACCCCGGCCGCCCCCGCCCCUCCCCGGGAGCACAGGCUCUUUGCCAUCUGGUCUCGGUGCGGGACACCAUGUUGGACCACAGCUCAAAAGCUGUUACUUUUAGGUCUAGUAGAAGCUGUGUGGUGGUGAUGGGAGGUUUGUUUGAUUGUCACAGCACCAACCUUUUGAUCUGGGAGCCCCUGUGUCAUUCACAUGUGUAUCUGCAGUCGUGCGAAGUGUCAGAUUCUGCUCUCUGUAGGUUGUGCUUGCCGGACAGGUCUUAACUGUCAUAUUUUUUGGGAAAAGUUUAUAUAAUUUCUUGGAGGUUGUUGUGAAAGGAUCAAGAAAUCAGGAGAGCCAUUUCUUUACUGUCCGUUUAAAAUCUGUUUAUUUCAUGUUAGUGGGACCGUUAACUUGUCACCAAGCAGGACUCUAUAUAAAGCAAAAUUUAAAACUAUUUGUGGCCUAUAUGUGUUUAAUCUGGUUGAAGGUAAAGCUUCUAAUGCUGUUUUUAUUCAACACAUUAACCAGCUGUAAAACCCAGACCUUUAUCAACAGCAGGGAGAGAAGUUCAGGAUUUAUAUACAGAUAGACUAUAAAGUCAUGUAAUUUGAAAAGCGGUGUUUCAUUAUGAAAGAGUUCUCAAGUUGCUUGUAAAGCUAACCUAAUUAAAAAGAUGUAUAAAAUGUUCUUGAAAAA